AAUGUCACCAAAUAUAUUAAUAAAUUCAACUAAUUAUUCCUCUUCUUCAUUAUUAUUUAUUUCUUCUUCCUCUCCUUCUCCAUUCUUGCCAACACCUUCAUCUAAUAAUAAUUUAGAUAAUCCACCAUCCCAACAUGUUAUUCAACGCUCAACUGCCGAAAUUGUUGAAAUUCUCAUGUAUUCAUUGUGCCUAUGUAUUGGCGGCCCAUUAAAUUUAUUUUCAUUUCGCCGUCUUAUUUCACAAAUUAGACGCCCUAUCCGUCAACAACAAUUUGGUUCCCAACUUCUUUUGCUCAAAUUAAAUUUAAAUAUUGCUGAUUUAAUUACAAUGUUUGUCUACACACUUUCACAAAUUAUUUGGAUGAUUACCUUUCAAUGGCAUUUUGGAGAUUUUCUCUGUAGAAUUAUUAAAUUCUUCCACACAUUUUCUUUUUAUUUAAAUUCUUUUAUUGUUGCCUGUUUUGCUAUUGACAGAUUUUUUGGAACAAGAAAUUUAAAUUCCCCAAUUGCUUCUAAUGUUGCACAAAAAAGAAUUAAAAAAAUGUUAAUUUUUGCUUGGAUUUGGGCUACUUUACUUAGUAUUCCACAAUUUUUUAUUUUUAGAGUUUUUGAACCUUUGGAACUUAAAAAUUUUAAACAAUGUACACCAAUUUGGACAAUUAUUGGUUACGAAUUAGAUUUAAAAAUGGGGACAUUAAAUGAAUCUGAUAUUGAGGGGAAAUUAAAAAUAUUUCAAAAAUUUUCUCAAGUUGUUGCUUGGGAACGUUUUUAUAAUAUGGCACAUUUAUUAUUUCUUUUUUGGAUUCCUUCUUUAUUAAUUGCAGCUUCAUAUACAGCAAUAUUAAUUACUUUAAAUUCACUUUCUGUUGUUCCAGAAAAAAUAAGUAUAAAUUUAAAUAUUUAA
Meloidogyne enterolobii is the source of this 904-nucleotide messenger RNA. The record is from the annotation of a GenBank genome assembly. Lineage: Eukaryota; Metazoa; Nematoda; Chromadorea; Rhabditida; Meloidogynidae.